AUGGGUUUUGAGAGUGAUGUAUCUAUGGCUAAUUCUUUGAUAGAUAUGUACUGCAAAUGUGGAGACUUGUUAUAUGCACAUAAACUGUUUGAUAGAAUGCCUGUGAGAGAUGUUGCUUCUUGGACAUCCAUGAUUUGUGGAUAUUGUAACAUGGGGAAGAUCAAAGAAUCUGUUGUUUUAUUUGAGAGGAUGAAGGUGGAAGGAUUCGAGCCAAACAAAUUCACUUGGAAUGCGAUGAUUGCGGGUUAUGCAAGUAGAGGAGAUAGCAAGAGUGCAUUAUUGCUUUUCAAUAGAAUGAGAGGAGAAGGACUAGUACCUGAUUUAGUUACUUGGAAUGCUAUGAUUUCUGGUUUUGCUCAAAGCCAGAAAGCUGCUGAGGCUUUGGAAAUGUUUCGGGAUAUGUUGUUUUCGGGGAUUAGACCUAACCAGGUGACUGUAACUGGGUUACUACCUGCUUGUGGAUUGACUGGUGCUAUUCAUAGAGGUAGAGAAAUUCAUGGGUUGAUUUAUAGGAUGAGUCUUGAUAUUAAUGCCUUCAUUGCUAGUGCUCUUAUUGACAUGUACUCUAAAUGUGGCUCUAUGGAAGCUGCAAGGAAUGUUUUUGAUCUGAUCCCAGUCAAGAAUAUUGCAUCAUGGAACGCCAUGAUUGGAUGUUAUGGGAAGCAUGGCAUGUUCGAUGCUGCAAUGGAGCUCUUUGAGAGAAUGAAGAAAGAAGGAAUUCAACCAAACCAGGUAACUUUAGCUUCUCUUCUCUUCACUUGCAGUCACAGUGGAGAAAUUGAGAAAGGUUUGAGGAUUUUUAAGUCGUUGCAAGAGAAUUACGCGGUGGAGGUAAAUAAAGAGCAUUAUGGAUGUGUUAUCGACAUGCUGUGUCGAUCAGGGAAGAUGGUAGAGGCUUACGAACUGGUUAAGGAAAUGCCAUUUAGAGUCACAGAAUCAAUUAUAGGAGCUUUCUUCCAUGGCUGCAAAAUAUAUGGGAAAAGAGAUUUGGCCAAGAUGAUGGCUGAGGAAAUUCUUGGAAUGGACUUGAAAAAACCAGGAGGGUUUGUGACUCUAUCAAAUAUUUAUGCUGCUGAUGGAGAUUGGAAUGAGGUUCAGAAUGUGAGGAAUGUAAUGAAGAAGAAGAAUGUCAAUAAGAGUCCUGGACUAAGUCUGGUUGAGAAGAGAAAUGAAGGACAUUGA
Carica papaya (papaya) is the source of this 1182-nucleotide messenger RNA. Its product is annotated as pentatricopeptide repeat-containing protein At5g59600-like. Gene Ontology annotation, molecular function: protein binding; RNA binding. Lineage: Eukaryota; Viridiplantae; Streptophyta; Magnoliopsida; Brassicales; Caricaceae. Gene Ontology annotation, biological process: RNA modification. The record is from RefSeq and is a predicted model, not a curated record.